Messenger RNA from Striga hermonthica, 342 nucleotides. NCBI's taxonomy places the organism in Eukaryota, Viridiplantae, Streptophyta, Magnoliopsida, Lamiales, Orobanchaceae. The record is from the annotation of a GenBank genome assembly.
AUGGCCAUGACGACAAAACAACAAAAAAUUUUCAUCAUUCUCCUCUCAAUCAACAUCCUAAUCACCACCACAUCACAAGUCGAUCUAUAUUCAUACACAACAGUCAAAGUUCAAAACGACAUUAAUGAAAGUGAAAGCAGCAUCUCCACACACUGCUACUCCUCAGAAGACGAUCUCGGAACCCACCACCUCUCAGAUGGGUCGGCCAUCGAUUGGAAUUUCAAUGUAAACUUUUGGGGGACCACAAAGUUUUGGUGCGACUUCAACACAAAUCAUGGGUCGGGAAAUUACGGCGUGUACACGAGAAAGGUGCAUAAGCGGUGUGGAGACAUGUGCGUCUGA